Messenger RNA from Haplochromis burtoni (Burton's mouthbrooder), 518 nucleotides. Its product is annotated as kinesin-like protein KIF1A. Lineage: Eukaryota; Metazoa; Chordata; Actinopteri; Cichliformes; Cichlidae. The record is from RefSeq and is a predicted model, not a curated record.
GAAACAGAGAAAAUCAUCGCUGAGCUGAACGAGACAUGGGAGGAGAAACUGAGAAAAACAGAAUCUAUUCGUCUGGAGAGGUUCGUUUUAUUUGACUCUGAGCUUUUUACAUGUCUUCAGUUAAUUUAGUCAAUGUGUUUUGUUGUCACUUGUAAAAGUGCUAACGCUACCGUGAGCAUCAGUGUUCGUACUGGUGCCGUGGGCUCUUUUUCUCCUGCGCUUAUCAAACAAAACCUCAGGGCAGGUGUAGGAGUAGAAAAAGUCUCAUCUCAGCUGCUGCAUCUUCGUCUGUAUUAGCAGGAAGUCUUGGAGCGUCUGCACUGACAUGGAGUCAAAAACUCUUGUCUGUAACCCGGCAACAGCAACCACGCAAGGUUUAAAACUCUAGAAACCCACCGAAGCGCGGUUUAUGUCAGUCGAGUGAUGCGACUUUUGGUAUUUCACACGGUUCAUAAAGGCAACAACAGGCUUAACGACCCUUUAUUCACCAUGGCACACGAGGCUCAUGGGAACUGUAG